Molecule: messenger RNA, 1083 nt
Organism: Penicillium maclennaniae
Lineage: Eukaryota; Fungi; Ascomycota; Eurotiomycetes; Eurotiales; Aspergillaceae
Exons: 3
Coding region: 1-1083 (360 amino acids)
Biological process (GO): retrograde vesicle-mediated transport, Golgi to endoplasmic reticulum
Cellular component (GO): SNARE complex; endoplasmic reticulum
Source: RefSeq, a predicted model, not a curated record
AUGACCGACCUCACGCCCACGCUCAAUCAACUCCUCUCCGCCAAGAAUGGCCCCCAGAUUCCCGCCUCCCGCCCGUCCCCCGAUAUCGCCGACGAGUUUCUAAAAGAGGCAUAUCGCAUCAACUCGCACAUCAGCUCCCUCGUAAAAUACCUCCAAAGCAUCCGUCACGCCUACCUAAGCACCACCCCGCAACGGCGCGCUCAACACCCAAAUCGCGAGCACCAACCCUCCCAAAGCCACCUCACCGACCCAGAACGCGACUCCAUCGACUCCUCAUCCGCGCUCCUCCUCCGCGACCUCGCAGCCUCGAUCUCAAACCUCUCCUCCGCCGAAUCCCUCCGCCAAUCCACCGAAUCGCAGGUCCUGCGCAAGAAAUACGGACACAGCGCCGCGGGCGAACUCCUCUGGCGCUGGGCUGGCGGUGCAGGGAUCGGCGAAGAAGACAAAGGUAAAUCCGAGGAACAGGUUUCAGCGGAGGAGCGCGCGAAGAUAAUGGCGACUGUGCGCUCGGGCGUGCUUUGGUUCUUGCGGACGGGGUUAGAGGGCGCGGCGAGUGUGCAGCGGGAGAUGGUUGAGAAGAGAAUUGAGCGGGUUCGAGAAAGAGAGAAGAGUGUUUUGUAUAAGAAUGCAGGGUCCCAGGCUAAAGUGUCGGCUUCGAAUGCUGGGGACCAGUUUGGGGCUCAGAAGACGAGCUCUGCUUUCUCGACGCCCGACGCGGUGGCUUUGAGUGAGGCCGAUUCGAGACAGAUCGAGGCGCAGCUUUCGCCGGAACAGUUGCAGCUUUUCGCGGAGGAGAAUGAUUCCAUGCUUAGACAUUAUCAGGAUACGCUUGGGAAAGUACAGAACGCUGAGAAAUCACUCAUUGAGAUCUCGUCGCUGCAGGAGACUCUCGUUACACAUCUGGCUACGCAAGAGGAAUAUAUCUCACAGCUUGUUAGUGAUGUUGAUACGACUCAGACGAAUGUGGGACGGGGCAAUCGCGAGCUCAAACGAGCGACGGAGCGCAAGAGUACGGCACAGGCGGUGUUCUGGGGAACGGUGGGAUUGUGUACGACGCUUGUGGUGUGGGAUUUGAUCUUUUGA